This is a messenger RNA of Lepus europaeus (European hare), 3105 nucleotides long. RefSeq names its product lysosomal alpha-mannosidase-like. The record is from RefSeq and is a predicted model, not a curated record. Gene Ontology annotation, molecular function: alpha-mannosidase activity; carbohydrate binding. NCBI's taxonomy places the organism in Eukaryota, Metazoa, Chordata, Mammalia, Lagomorpha, Leporidae. Gene Ontology annotation, biological process: mannose metabolic process. Gene Ontology annotation, cellular component: lysosome.
CCUGAGGCAGCGGCGGUGGCUGUGGUGGCGGCCGGCAGCGGUGUCCGUGGAGCCAUGGCCGGCGCCGCGCGGACCUCGGGGGACCGCGCUGGGGACUCCCGGGGCGUGGGGCGCGCCCUGCUGCUCCCACGGCCUCUUCUACCCUUCCUCGUCCUGGGGUUGGUGGCGGCGCCCGGCACUCGCGCCGCGGGAUACGAGACAUGCCCCACGGUGCAGCCAGACAUGCUGAACGUUCACCUACUGGCCCACACACAUGAUGACGUGGGCUGGAUCAAGACAGUGGACCAGUACUACUAUGGGGUUUAUAAUAGCCUCCAGCACGCUGGCGUGAAGUACAUCCUGGUCUCGGUCAUUUCUGCCCUGCGGGCAGAGCCCAGCCGCAGGUUCCUCUACGUGGAGAUGGCCGCCUUCUCCCGUUGGUGGCACCAGCAGACGAACGCAACCCAGCAAGCCGUGCGGGAGCUGGUGCUCACCAGGCACCUGGAGUUUGCCAACGGUGGCUGGGUGAUGAACGACGAGGCGGCCACCCACUAUGGCGCCAUCGUGGACCAGAUGACGCUGGGGCUGCGCUUCCUGCAGGACACGUUCGGCGACAACGGGCGCCCCCGUGUGGCCUGGCACAUCGACCCCUUUGGGCACUCUCGGGAACAGGCUUCGCUCUUUGCGCAGGUGCUAUCUGGACCUACCUUGGAUCCACCCCUUUACUCGUUCUGACUCCUUUCAUGGCCACUCAAACCACCUUUUCCCAUCUCCCUCCCAGGCCCUACCCAUUGGGCUAGCUGUGAUUCCUACCCCAUCCCAACCGACCCUGACCUCUUCACUGGUAUCCUCUUCAACAACUACAACCCACCCAAGGAUCUGUGCUGGGACGUGCUGUGUGCCGACAAGCCCGUCGUGGACGACCCUGAGAGUCCUGAAGACAACGCCAAGCAAGUCGUCCAUUACUUCCUCUACGUGGCCACUGCCCAGGGCCGGUCCUACCGCACCAACCACAUCGUGAUGACCAUGGGCUCCAACUUCCAGUAUGAGAACGCCCACAUGUGGUUCAAGAACCUUGACAAGCUCAUCUGGCUGGUCAAUGCAGAGCAGCAGGCAAACGGGAGCCGCGUCCACGUGCUCUACUCCACCCCAGCCUGUUACCUCUGGGAGCUGAACAAGGCCAACCUCACCUGGUCGCUGAAGGAGGACGACUUCUUUCCCUAUGCCGAUGGCCCCCAGCAGUUCUGGACCGGCUACUUCUCCAGCCGGCCGGCCCUCAAGCGCUAUGAGCGCGUCAGCUACAACUUCCUGCAGGUGUGCAAGCAGCUGGAGGCGCUGGCGGGCCCGGCGGCCAACGUGAGGCCCUAUGGGUCGGGAGACACCGCUCCCCUAGAGGAGGCCAUGGCCAUUCUUCAGCCCGACGCUGUCAGCAGCACUUCCCGCCAGCACGUGGCCAAGGACUACAGGAGCUGGCUGGCUGCAGGCUGGAGGCCCAGCCAGGUUCUCCUGAGCAACGCCCUGGCGCGGCUCAGCGGCUCCCAGGAGGCUUUCUCCAUCUGCCCGGAGAUCAACAUCAGAGUCUGCCCGCUCAGCCAGAUGUCGGCGCGCUUCCAGGUCACCAUUUACAACCCCCUGGCCAGGAAGGUGGGCCGCAUGGUGCGGCUGCCGGUCAGUGCAGGCGCUUUCCUCGUGAAGGACCCCAGUGGCCACGCUGUGCCCAACAAUGUGCUGCUGCUUCCCCAACCAGAGGGACAGAAGCCCAGCCCAGAGCUGCUGUUCUCCACCUCGGUGCCGGCCCUGGGCUUCAGCAUCUACUCCAUAGCCCGCAGCCCCGAACCCAUCCCCAAGAAGUCCAGGACUGGUGUCCUGGUUAUCCAAAACGAGUACAUCCGGGCGACCUUCAACCCUGAGACAGGCCUCUUGAUGCAGAUUGAGGACCUGGAGCAGAAACUCGUGCUGCCCGUGAGCCAGGCUUUUUUCUGGUAUAACGCCAGUACAGGUGACGAGAAAAGCGAUCAGGCCUCUGGAGCCUACAUCUUUAGACCCUACAGAUUGAAACCACUGCCCGUGAGCUGCUGGGCUCAGAUCCGCGUACUGAAGACGCCCUUGGUGCAGGAGGUGCACCAGAACUUCUCAGCCUGGUGUUCUCAGGUGGUUCGCCUGUACCACGGACAGCGCCACCUGGAGCUGGAGUGGACUGUGGGGCCCAUCCCUGUGGGGAGGAAUUAUCGGCCCACCUGGAACUUGAACCAGACAGAGCCUGUGGUGGGGAACUACUAUCCAGUCAACACUCGAAUUUACAUCACGGAUGGGAAGAAGCAGCUGAUGGUGCAGCAGCCUGGGGGAUCGCUCACAGCGGGGCAGCAGCCUGGGGGCGGCUCGCUGGAGCUCAUGGUGCACCGCAGGCUGCUGCUGGAUGAUAACCGUGGAGUGGGGGAGCCGCUGCUGGAGGAGGGCUCGGGGUCGUGGGUGCGAGGGCCACCUCGUGCUGCUGGACGCGGUGGGCACGGCGGCCCCGGCGGCAGCGCCCCCUACCAGCCUGGAACAGCCAGGAUCACCAAGUUCUCAGGGCUGUGCCGGGAGCUCCCGCUCUCCGUGCACCUGCUCACCCUGGCCUGCUGGGGCCUAGAGAUGCUGCUGUUGCUCGUGGAGCACCAGUUCGCCAGCAGGGAGGACUCGGGCCGCAACUUGAGCUCCCCUGUGACCUUGGAUGCAGAGAACCUGUUCUCCACCUUCACCAUCACCCGCCUGCAGGAGACUACACUGGUGGCCAACCAGCCCCGGGCCAGCGCCUCCAGGCUCGAGUGGACACCAGACACUGCUCUGUACCAAACCCCUCAGUGCCCGCUCUGGACCUGGCCGCCACCACACUGCAGCCCAUGGAGAUCCACACGUUUGUGGCCUCGGUCCAGUGGAAAGAGGAUGGUGGGACCUGCAGGGAAGUCGCCUUGCGAGCCUGAGCUCUCUGCUUCUGGGGCGAGUCUGACUCUCUUCCCCUCUGCUCCCCAUGCUGCCACCCAAAAUGCCAUUAAAAUAGUGAUGACACUCAGGUCGCCGAAGGACUCUUUGUGGUAUCUUUUAGAGGGAGGUAGAAUGUAUGAUCUAGGGGCCGACGCUGUGGCAUAG